UACAUUAUUUAUCAAUUUUUGUUGGGUCUUCAAUCGAAUGAUAGUAGUUGCAGCAGACUUCUUCCUCUUGUAACCAAGAAAUAAAAUAAAAUUGCAACAGACUCCAUUUGCAUUUGCAUCCCUUUACCAUCUUCACCUUCAUCUUUUUCACUACAAAACACAAAAUAAUCUAAAAAAGCAGAACAAAAAGACUGCGUGAGUCUGUCUCACUCUCAGCUUUUUCAAGAAUCAAUUAUCCAAACAAACAACCUCUCUCUCUCUCUCUCUCUCUCUCUGCAUCGCCGCGCUGUCAAACUUCGACGGCGAUUCCAGAAUAUUCCAAACGCUAUGUUCCAUCACCGUCCAGAUCAAGGGGAAGAUGAUUUAUUGCACUUGAUAAGCAUCGAAAUCGAAAUGUGAAUGUGUAGAAAUUGAAUUGCUAUUGUUAGGAGAAUUGAGUUGAUGGGGGGUCAAAGUUCUAAGGAGGAUAAUAAUUUGAGGCAGAAUUCAUCUCUGCGUUCGAGUGCCUCUCGUUCUUCUUGGAGUCCAUAUCCUGACCCGCAUUCGGGUUAUGGUCAAGGGGGUUAUUCCUAUGACCCACAACAGCCGCCUUCUUAUCCUACACAAGACUAUUAUGCUCCCCCACCUCCUCCUCAAAACUAUGGCUAUGAACCUCAUGCUAGUGGUAGGGUGACUGGCCGUGAUGAUAAGAGGAGGUUAGAGAGGAAGUACUCGAGAAUCGCUGAUAAUUACAACUCCAUAGAUGAGGUGACUGAGGCUCUUGCACGUGCAGGCCUUGAGUCUUCCAAUCUUAUUCUUGGUAUUGAUUGCACUAAGAGCAAUGAGUGGACAGGAAAGCAUUCAUUUAACAGACAAAGCUUGCAUCACAUUGGGAAUGUUCCGAAUCCAUAUGAACAAGCAAUAUCCAUUAUUGGGAAAACCAUGGCUGCAUUUGAUGAGGAUAACUUGAUUCCUUGUUUUGGAUUUGGCGAUGCAUCAACGCAUGAUCAAGAUGUCUUCAGUUUCUAUCCAGAUGAAAGAUUUUGCAAUGGAUUUGAAGAAGUGCUGAGUCGGUACAGGGAAAUUAUUCCUAAUAUUCGACUUGCAGGCCCUACUUCAUUUGCACCAAUCAUUGAAAUGGCCAUGACAAUUGUUGAGCAGAGUGGAGGCCAAUAUCAUGUUUUGGUGAUAGUUGCAGAUGGCCAGGUAACAAGAAGUAUUGACACUGAAAGUGGGAGGCUAAGUCCACAGGAGCAAAAGACUGUUGAUGCUAUUGUUGAGGCCAGUAAAUUUCCUCUUUCAAUCAUAUUGGUUGGUGUUGGAGAUGGACCUUGGGACAUGAUGAGAGAGUUUGAUGAUAAUAUCCCCUCUCGGGCCUUUGAUAAUUUCCAGUUUGUAAAUUUCACGGAAAUUAUGUCAAAGAACAUCCCUGCUUCACGAAAAGAAGCAGCAUUUGCUCUUUCAGCAUUGAUGGAAAUUCCUUCUCAAUAUAAAGCAGCAAUCGAGCUUAAUCUACUGGGUAGUCGGAAUGCUACUGCUCCCCAGAGAGUUGCCCUCCCAACUCCUUCAUAUGGUGCAACAUCUAUGGGCGCUUCAAAACCUUUUGGUUCAGCGUCUUUUGGCCCUUCAAAACCUUUUGGUUCAGAAUCUUUUGGCACUUCAAAACCUUCUCAUGCGACUAGCUUUGAGCCCAGUGUCCCUUCUUUCAAUGACAAUAGCAGUGUAGUUGGCACAGCUCCUCCGGCUCCAAGUUCUGCUUAUGAUAAUCAGCUUUGCCCUAUAUGUUUGACAAAUUCAAAAGACAUGGCUUUCGGAUGUGGGCAUCAGACAUGUUGUGAGUGUGGGCAAGAUCUUCAGUCGUGUCCCAUCUGUAGGAGCCCCAUUAACACCAGAAUAAAGCUUUACUAAGCGGGUUCUUUCCUUGGGGAGUAAUUAAUUUGUAUGGUGUUGGCGAAAAUUCUUUAAAUUAUUUUAUCUGGUUUCAUAUAACAUUUGAUCAAAUCUCUGUUUCUACAAAUGAAAAGAUGUACCUACAGCAUGUAAUCAUUCCAUGAUUUUUUUUUCUUUUCCUCAUUGCUUUUGGUUCAUGACUGUAACGAUUUGAAGAGUUACAGGCCUAGUGUGGUGUUUGUACAGUGUAAAUGGAUUAUUUUGGUUUGAUUUGUAUUAAUGAAAGCUUAGAGGUGACUUCCCAAUAGAA
Molecule: messenger RNA, 2179 nt
Organism: Lotus japonicus
Lineage: Eukaryota; Viridiplantae; Streptophyta; Magnoliopsida; Fabales; Fabaceae
Product: E3 ubiquitin-protein ligase RGLG2-like
Exons: 13
Coding region: 442-1887 (481 amino acids)
Biological process (GO): protein K63-linked ubiquitination
Molecular function (GO): ubiquitin protein ligase activity
Source: RefSeq, a predicted model, not a curated record